AUGACGCUUCACCCUCCGGUCGGACAGGAGGCGUUGAAUGCACUGCACUGGGCCGCCAAGCAUGGAAACCUGGACGUCAUCAAGUUGAUCGCCGGGGCCUACCAGGUCAAUCCCAACAUAAGAUCGGGUCUGACUCCACUCCAUUUGGCCGUGCAGUUUGGACAUGACGAAGUCCGUGAUUUGCUGAUCCGCGUCUAUGGCGCCGACCCUGACAUUCGAGAUUUCAGUGGCAAAAAGCCAGAGCACUACAAUCGUCCCCGCAGUAAUUCAGCAUCCACGGAAACCAUCCACAAAAUCAAGUCGAGGAAGAAGAGCUCGGAAAAAGACCUCGGCUUCUUGCGGAUUGGUUCUCUGAAUGUGAGAGUGAAGAGAACCACGGAGGCCUUCAGCAACUUCUUCCACAAUCAGCACAACACCGAUCGUAUUCACAAAACCUGGGGAUCUGCCGACAACAUUCAAGAGCCUGACCAGAAUACAAUGCCUCCUCCGAAGACGCUGCCCAAGAGCAGCUCAAAGCGACGCCGCCCCCGCCGCUCCCCGUCAGCCGCCUCCAUUCAGGUGGUGAGCAAACCUGUGCCUGUGUCACUACCUAUUUCCGCCGUCAGCCUCGAACACAUCAACCUUAAGUCCAGCCAGCAGCCAAACCGUCACCAUCACGACUCCGAUUCAGACACAGCUGCCGGCUUCGGCGACAGCUGGAAGUGAACCAACGUUGCUUAGCAUAUAUGAAUAAUAUGAAUUAUCUUAAGGCCUCAGUGCUAAAGACAGAUUGUUAUUCCCAAAACAAAAUUUCCACUUGAUACAGUAUUUGUAUUUUACCCCACUGUGACAAAACUUCCAUUCCAAAAGAAGUUGAUAAGUAUUUUAUACAUUGGGAAAGUUAAUAAAUUUU
This is a messenger RNA of Neocloeon triangulifer, 892 nucleotides long. RefSeq lists its product as uncharacterized. NCBI's taxonomy places the organism in Eukaryota, Metazoa, Arthropoda, Insecta, Ephemeroptera, Baetidae. The transcript has 7 exons. Bases 1 to 705 code for a protein of 234 amino acids. Gene Ontology annotation, molecular function: protein binding. The record is from RefSeq and is a predicted model, not a curated record.